AUGGCCCAGCCGAUCCGCCUCCUGGGUGAAGACGCCGAUGGCAUGGAUGAGUUCCUGAAGGAGAAGGCCAAGAACUUCCCCGAGCAGCUGGAGCAAAUCCUGAAGUCCAGUGAUCUCGAUGACGGCAACAUCAUCUUCAAAGGCCAUGAUGCUAUGGUUCAGGGCCACACGAUCGCCCCUCGCAUUGCGAAUGCCCUCGAGGAUGGCCAGCACGAGAUCGAAAAGGAAGGCAAGGAGAAGUUGCAGGCCCUGGUGAAGCGACAAAUGAUGGAGCUGAAUGAUGCCAAGGAUGGCCUGAACGCCACGCUGAAGACGAAGUGGGAGAGGAGCCUGGACCUCUUGGAGGAGUAUAAGGACACCCAACUUGCCGAAGAAGCCAAGCUCAAGGCUGCUCAGGAUGAACUGGACAGCCUCUAUUCCCUUGUCUUUCGCCUGGUGGACUUGAUCUGCAAAGCGGAGGACGGUGUCUACCCAGUAAUGAGGGAACGACCCACUUUCUCAUGGAGGGGCAAAGCGGGCAAAACGACUGAGAUACGCGGAGGCUUCACGAAUCGUGGCGUCUCCCAGAGAGCUGGAAGUCGUGCGGAAAGCACGCUUUCUUACUACUUGCUUUGGUCUCCCGGCCUUUUCCCCAAAGCCGUGCUAUCCUUUGCCUCGCUGUUGGCCCUUCAGCUUCUUGGUGGCCAUCUUUCUGAGAUGAGUGGCUUGAGAAGACCAGGGAGUCUACCACUUGCUCGGCGCAUCUGGGACAUGCUACUGCUGCCACUACUGUCGAGUGCCUGUUGCGGAAUCCAGCUCAUCAUCAACGUGCUCGUUGGAGCUAGCGGCUGCGCCGGCUUCAACAAAGUCUUCGGCCCUCUUCGGCCAUAUUUUCUGGGAGCUUUGCUGAGCAGUCUCUGCAUAUCCAUACUCCAAGGGCACGCAAGCUUCCGCAUCCUGGCCCUGCAGUGCCUGCUGGCGUUUUUGCCCGAAGUCGUCCACCUCUGGAACCUACGUGGCGCACGCACGCGGGCGAGUGUGGCGCCUGCCCUGGGCAACUUGGCCACUGUGGAGUUGAGCGUUCCUGGCAUGGGUUGCGUCGCCUGCAUCAACAAGGUGAACAGCUCCCUUCGCGAGGUCGACGGCGUUACGAGCUCUGAGGCCUGGCUGGAGAAGGAGGGCGGCCGGGCCCUCGUCCACUGCGCAGCGGCCUCUGAGACGAAGGUACGCGAGCUGGCCAGCAAGCUGGCGCUGGCUGUGGAAGGUGCAGGAUUCGAGCCUUGCAUGGUGGUUGAAGUACAGGUAAGGUCCUAA
Messenger RNA from Symbiodinium natans, 1293 nucleotides. Lineage: Eukaryota; Dinophyceae; Suessiales; Symbiodiniaceae. The record is from the annotation of a GenBank genome assembly.